UGUGACUAUCGUUCAGCGAUACAUUUUGUUUAUUUUAUAAUAUUUGUGCAAAAUGUGGAAGUACGGACAAAAUCAAGGAAACCAAGGACCUGCGGGUGCCGGCGGAGGAGGCGGUGGUCCCAACAUGAUGCCGAUGGGAGGAUUUGGCAUGCAGCACGGAAAUAUGCAGCAGAUGCACAUGUCGCCGCAGCAUCAACAGCAACAGCAACAAAUGGGAAUGAUGGGCGGACCGGGCCCCAUGCAAAUGAAUCCCCAAGGUCCAGGAGGUCCUGGUGGUCUAAUGCCCGGUAUGUCGCCUCAACACCACAUGCAACAGCAGCAGAUGAUGCAACAACAAAUGAUGGUGCCCCAGCAGGGAGUAGGCGUUGGAGUGGGAGUUGGCGUCGGUAUGGGCGGAGGCGUGGGAAUGGGAGGAGGGGGCGUGGUUCUCCAGCAGCAGCAACCCCAACAAAACAUGCCCCAGCAGCAAAACAUUCCACAACAGCAACAGCAACUAAAUCCUGGUGGAGGAAUUCCAACCGGCGGCGCCGGUGGCAACAACAAUAUGCUCGCCAUCUCACAGCAAAAUCCCCACAAAGAGAUCAACAUUGUCCAGCUUUCACGUCUGGGCCAGGAAACAGUGCAGGACAUCGCCUCGCGAUUCCAGGAAGUCUUCGCCUCGCUCAAAAAUAUCCAGCCUACCUCGCAUCGGGACAACAACACCGAGAAAAAGGUGCAGGAGUACUUCCGCACCAUUAGACUGCUCUUCAAAAGGGUCCGAAUCAUAUAUGAGAAGUGUAACGACGCAGGGAUGGAUUACAUGAGCGCAGAGAGUCUGAUUCCCUACCGCGAUGAGCCGGAGCCGAGGAUCGAGACCUCCCAGUGCGAUGAAUACAGAAAAGUCUUGCAGGAGAAUCAUGAGCUUAUAGAGACUGUCAAGCUUAAGAACAGGCAGCUCCGCGAGAUCAUAGAUAGGACACGCAUCAUCAUCUGGGAGAUCAACACCAUGCUGGCCAUGCGGCGGUCGUAGGUUUAUAUAUUGUAGACAUGAUUAACAUUUUAAUAAAACUUCAAAACAUUGCCAACAAGCAAACUGUAA
Molecule: messenger RNA, 1078 nt
Organism: Drosophila eugracilis
Lineage: Eukaryota; Metazoa; Arthropoda; Insecta; Diptera; Drosophilidae
Gene: MED30
Product: mediator of RNA polymerase II transcription subunit 30
Exons: 1
Coding region: 53-1009 (318 amino acids)
Biological process (GO): positive regulation of DNA-templated transcription
Cellular component (GO): mediator complex
Molecular function (GO): transcription coregulator activity
Source: RefSeq, a predicted model, not a curated record